UCAGAGAUCAGCUGUGGUUAUCUGGCAGCAGUGCUGAAGUCCAACCCCUCCCAUCUGAGAGAGCUGGACCUGAGCUACAACAACCUGCAGGGUUCAGGAGUGAAGCAUCUGUGUGGUUUCCUGGAGAGUCCAGGAUGUAAACUUGAAACUCUGAGAUUGAUGGACUGUGGUUUGUCAGAGAUCAGCUGUGAUUAUCUGGCAGCAGCGCUGAAGUCCAACCCCUCCCAUCUGAGAGCACUGGACCUGAGUAGUGGCUACUCCAUGUGUUCCACUAAGAAGAACAACAAGCUGCAGGGUUCAGGAGUGAAGCAUCUGUGUGGUUUCCUGGAGAAUCCAGGAUGUAAACUUGAAACUCUGAGAUUGAGUGACUGUGGUUUGUCAGAGAUCAGCUGUGAUUAUCUGGCAGCAGCACUGAAGUCCAACCCCUCCCAUCUGAGAGAGCUGGACCUGAGCUACAACAAGUUGCAGGAUUCAGGAGUGAAGCAUCUGUGUGGUUUUCUCGAGAAUCCAGGAUGUAAACUUGAAACUCUGAGAUUGAUGGACUGUGGUUUGUCAAAGAUCAGCUGUGAUUAUCUGGCAGCAGCACUGAAGUCCAACCCUUCCCAUCUGAGAGCGCUGGAGCUGAGCUUCAACGAGAAGCUGCAGGAUUCAGGAGUGAAGCGUCUGUGUGGUUUGCUGGAGAGUCCAGGAUGUAAACUUGAAACUCUGAGUUUGACGGGCUGUGGUUUGUCAAAGGUCAGCUGUGAUUAUCUGGCAGCAGCGCUGAAGUCCAACCCCUCCCAUCUGAGAGCGCUGGACCUGCAAUUAAACAAGCUGAAGGAUCCAAAUGUGAAGCAGCUGUUUGAUCUUCAGCAGAGUCCAGACUACAGACUGGAGUGGCUGGCGUGGAGCUGAUGAUGUUAAACAGGACGGUGUGCGUGCUGAGAAAGGAGGAGCUGUGUCCUGAUGAUCCAGAGAGGUUGAAGCAGCAGCAGCUUGUGUGUAGAGACGCUCUGACUGGGCCAUGUUACUGGGAGGUGGAGUGGAGAGCAGAGCUUCAUUCAGCAGUGACUGACAGAGGAAUGAAGUGCAGAUGACUGUCAGUG
This is a messenger RNA of Oreochromis niloticus (Nile tilapia), 1085 nucleotides long. Its product is annotated as ribonuclease inhibitor-like. Gene Ontology annotation, molecular function: protein binding. The transcript is spliced from 6 exons. The record is from RefSeq and is a predicted model, not a curated record. The annotation marks the transcript as partial. Lineage: Eukaryota; Metazoa; Chordata; Actinopteri; Cichliformes; Cichlidae.